Molecule: messenger RNA, 2842 nt
Organism: Quercus robur (English oak)
Lineage: Eukaryota; Viridiplantae; Streptophyta; Magnoliopsida; Fagales; Fagaceae
Product: microtubule-associated protein 70-1-like
Exons: 10
Coding region: 390-2378 (662 amino acids)
Biological process (GO): cytoskeleton organization
Molecular function (GO): microtubule binding
Source: RefSeq, a predicted model, not a curated record
AACUAUAUUCAAUCUCUCUCUCUUCUUUCUCUCACUACUAUUACUAUCACACUCCUUUAGCUAAGCUAUAGAGAGAGAGAGAGAGAGAGAAGAGAUACAAACAACCAGAUUUAAAUCACAAUCUCUGUAAUAGAGAGAGAAACAGAAAAAGAAAACACACAAAAAGCAACUACUUCCUCUCUCUCUCUCUCUCUCUCUCUUAAACUACCAUUUUCAAACCCACACUUUCUCUCUCUAUAUCCAUAUACCUGUAUACCUGUACAAUAAUAUAGAAGAAGAAAGAAGAAGAUAAUAGAUUUUUAUAUAUAUAUUUUUUGAUUUGAAACCCUAGCUUUUGGAUCCGAGGUGGUGCAUUUGGAUGUGAGAUAGUAGAAUCGGCGAGAUCAGCUAUGGCGGAGUUGUCGGAAGAUGGAGGAGCGCUUUCUCCGGCGGGGGAGGCCACCAAUGGCCGUAGUACUUUUCCGGACUGGACUCCGACGGCGAUGCAGCCGGCGCCGUUGACGGUGUCGGGAUCGUUCAAGGAAGGGAAGAGCUCGUCGAGGAGGAGGACGUCGGUGAGGCCGAGUAUGGACGCGGACGAGUUCAUAAACCUGCUUCACGGCUCGGAUCCGGUCAAGGUGGAGCUCAAUCGGCUCGAGAAUGAAGUCCGAGAUAAGGACCGAGAGUUAGGAGAAGCGCAAGCUGAGAUCAAGGCCUUGAGGUUCUCCGAACGACUUCGAGAAAAGGCCGUUGAAGAGCUCACUGAUGAACUGUCAAAGGUUGAGGGGAAGCUGAAGUUAACAGAAUCUCUUUUAGAAAGCAAAGUAUCGCUCAAGCCUCUUUCCAUUUCUGUUUUGAAUUUGAUCCUUGUCACAAUCUUGUAUUUAUUCUACAAAAAAAAUAUUUUGCAGAAUCUUGAAAUUAAGAAAAUCAACGAUGAGAAGAAGGCUUCCAUGGCAGCUCAGUUUGCCGCUGAGGCCACUCUUCGAAGGGUUCAUGCUGCUCAGAAGGAUGAUGAUAUGCCUCCGAUUGAAGCCAUUCUCGCACCUCUGGAGGCUGAGCUCAAGCUUGCUAAGCAGGAGAUUGCGAAGCUUCAAGAUGAUAACAAAGCAUUAGACCGUCUUACAAAAUCAAAAGAAGCAGCUUUACUUGAAGCUGAGAGGACAGUUCAGGUUGCUUUGGCAAAGGCCUCUAUGGUGGAUGACCUCCAGAAUAAAAACCAAGAGUUAAUGAAGCAGAUUGAAAUAUGCCAGGAAGAAAAUAAAAUUUUGGACAAAAUGCAUAGACAAAAGGUUGCAGAGGUUGAAAAGCUUACCCAAACUGUACGAGAGUUGGAAGAGGCUGUUCUUGCUGGUGGUGCUGCUGCAAAUGCUGUGAGGGAUUAUCAGCGGAAAGUUCAGGAGAUGAAUGAUGAAAGGAAAACUCUUGACCGGGAGCUGGCCCGUGCAAAGGUAACUGCAAACAGAGUGGCUGUAGUUGUUGCAAAUGAGUGGAAGGAUGCGAAUGACAAAGUGAUGCCUGUAAAGCAAUGGCUUGAAGAGCGGAGAUUCUUGCAGGGAGAAAUGCAGCAACUCCGGGACAAGCUUACUAUAGCUGAGCGAACUGCAAAGUCUGAAGCACAGUUGAAAGAAAAAUUUCAUAUACGACUCAAAGUCCUAGAGGAGAGUUUGAGAGGAUCGCCUAGUAGUAACACUCGCAGUACACCAGAGUCACGAAGUAUAAGCAAUGGGCCUUCUCGCCGUCAGUCACUGGGUGGAGCUGAUAACAUCUCAAGACUAACCUCCAAUGGCUUUAUAUCCAAGAGAACACCAACAUCUCAAUUGAGAUCAUCUUCUUUGUCCUCUAGCACCAGUGCAGUGUUGAGGCAUGCUAAAGGCACUUCAAAAUCAUUUGAUGGUGGAACAAGGUCAUUGGACAGGGGUAAGAUUCUCAUAAAUGGGACGAGUCCUAGUUAUUCAUACACCCAAUCUUGUGAGGUAACAAAAGAUGUUGAGACAAAUAAUACCUGGAAAGGAAGUUCAGAUGAAAAGCCAAAUGAGUUCCAGACAGUGGAUACGGAGGAUAAUGUCCCAGGGGUUUUGUAUGAUUUACUGCAAAAAGAGGUCGUAGCUUUGAGGAAAGCUGGCCAUGAGAAAGAUCAAAGCCUUAAGGACAAGGAUGAUGCUAUUGAGAUGUUAGCAAAGAAAGUAGAGACGUUGACCAAGGCAAUGGAAGUUGAAGCAAAGAAGAUGAGAAGAGAAGUAGCAGCCAUGGAAAAGGAGGUAGCAGCCAUGCGUGUAGAGAAAGAUCAUGAGAAUAGGGCUAAGAGAUAUGGCAAUGUAAAGGGCCCUGUCAGCAGCACACAGCUGCUUCCUGGAAGAAAUGUGGGGCGAGGUGGGUUAACACGCAGUACCCAAUGACGAGAAAUCCUGCUGCAGCUGCAGUAAAUCUGCAUAGGCCUUGCUCUCCUUUAAAUUUUAAUUUUAAUUUUUAAAUUUCACCUUAUUUUGUGAUUGAUUAUAUGUAACCGGCAUGCCGAGGCAUCUACAUUCACUGAAAUUGGCAAAGACAAGAAAAACCAAAAAGAGCGGAAUAUGAGGAAGAAAUCGGUAUGCUUCUGACGUAGACUGUUAUUCCUCUGCUUAGGGAUCAGGAAAAAGCAAAAGGAAGAUAAUUGACUUUGGGCUAACAUUUUGUCAGGUUUUCUUUGAGUGGCCAGUCGUUGUGUGGUUGUAUAGGUAGCUUAUUGGCUUUUUACUUUGUUCCUUCCGCUGUCAUUUUGCAGUUUAUAUUUGUAUUCUGCGGCUAGUGUGAUUGUUGUUGGUUCAGGUUUGUUAAUAUUUUUGUAAUCAGAUCAAGAUCAGAUCUUCUAUGGUUGUGUUAA